UGUUUGUGGCAUUCUUGGUGACUCUUUCUAGCUUUGAAAUUGUAGCAUAAACCACAAAGCAUUCAUUUCACCAUGAGACCUUCUGUGGGGAGUUUCUUUUCCUCCUUCACAAAUGUUCGUUCUGCCUCCUCAUGGUUCGAGUUGUAUGCAGCUUUCUCCACAUUCAUCAUGCUUCUAAGAAGCGCAAUCAACGAUCUCAUACCCCAACAAGUUCGCUCUUUCCUACACUCCAAACUCAAAGCUUUCUUCUCAAACCGUCAAAAAAGCAACGUUGUCUCACUUCAGGUUACUGAACUCUGGGAUGGCCACACCAACCAACUCUUCCAAGCCGUCCAAGAGUAUCUCCCGGCUAGGAUCAACCACUCUUACAAAUCCCUCAAGGUUGGCAAAAUUUCAAAGCACAAGAACAUAGUAAUGGCAGUAGAUGGAAAUCAGGUCGUGGUGGAUGAGUUUGAAGGCAUCAAGCUUAAAUGGAAGCUGGUUGAACAAAACUCCCAAAAAGAAUCUGAUAAUCUCGAUUCUCUUCGUCCUCCUCGCAAGUUACCUACUUUCCAGAGGGAGUCCUUUAGUCUAACCUUUGAUGAGAAGCAUAGAGAUGUGGUCAUGAACAAGUAUCUCGUGCACGUUCUGAACGAGUACCAGGAGAUGCAAGCAAAACAGAGAACCAUCAAGAUCCAUUCCAUCGGUGGUGGUGGAAGAUGUUGGCAGAAAAGCGACUUGACUCAUCCGGCGUCGUUCCAGUCGCUUGCAUUGGAUCCAGAGCAAAAACAGGGAAUCAUAGAUGAUUUGGACCGGUUUUUGCGGAGGAAGGAGCUGUACAAGAAGGUGGGGAAGCCUUGGAAACGUGGCUACCUCUUGUAUGGUCCCCCAGGAACAGGAAAAUCUAGCCUUAUUGCUGCCAUGGCCGACCACUUGAAGUUUGAUGUGUAUGAUCUGGAACUAACCUCCGUGUUUUCUAACUCAGACCUCAUGCGGACCCUGAAGGAGACAGCUAACCGCUCCAUCAUCGUCAUCGAAGACAUUGACUGCAACAGAGAGGUGCAUGUUCGAUCAACACCAAAAGACUUUUCAGAUUCCGAUUCAGACGAUGAACACAAGCAUAUUAAGACAAGCAGGUUUACUCUGUCGGGUCUGCUUAACUACAUGGAUGGGUUAUGGUCGAGUGGUGGAGAGGAGCGGAUUUUGAUCUUCACCACCAACCACAGAGAAAGAAUCGACCCUGCGUUGCUGCGCCCUGGUCGUAUGGACAUGCACAUUCACUUGUCCUUCCUCAGAAGCAAGGCAUUUCGAAUUCUAGCUUCCAAUUACUUAGGCGUUGAAGGAGAUCAUCCACUUUUUGAACAAAUUGAUGAUCUGUUGGAGAAAAUAGAUGUCACCCCUGCAGUGGUAGCGGAGCAACUAAUGAGACAUGAGGAUCCUGACGUUUGUUUGGAAGCACUUGUUCAAUUUCUCAAACAAAAGGUCAAGGAAGCCUAAUUUUAGACUAGUCAUGUUUUAGAGUUUUCUCAACGGUAUCAUCACUCGGAUAAGAUACAGAACAAAAACCAGUGUCUUUUUGUUCUGUAGUGUUUUAGAUGGGUAGUUGUGUGUCUUGAACAGUCGUAAAAUUCAAUGCCGAAAACGAUUUCGAGA
Messenger RNA from Vigna radiata var. radiata (mung bean), 1632 nucleotides. RefSeq names its product AAA-ATPase At2g18193. The transcript has 2 exons. Gene Ontology annotation, molecular function: ATP hydrolysis activity; ATP binding. The coding region runs from base 73 to 1476 and encodes 467 amino acids. The record is from RefSeq and is a predicted model, not a curated record. Lineage: Eukaryota; Viridiplantae; Streptophyta; Magnoliopsida; Fabales; Fabaceae.